Molecule: messenger RNA, 2518 nt
Organism: Pogonomyrmex barbatus (red harvester ant)
Lineage: Eukaryota; Metazoa; Arthropoda; Insecta; Hymenoptera; Formicidae
Source: RefSeq, a predicted model, not a curated record
CUACCGAAAGCUCAUCAUUUUCUAUUGCAGAUCAUAGAAGUCAUAAACGAUACCAUAACAAAAAAUAAUGCAAAAAUCGAUGUUCUGGAUAACAUCAAGUAUAAGUUACAAAUCUGCGACGGGUUUCUCGCCUUCUGGAAAAAAUGCGUGGAACAUGUUUCUGCACUUGAGAAAGUUCGAGCUGCUUACGUAGCAUCGUUAUGCGAUAUUCUACCCGAUACGACGAAAAUAAUUUUCGAGCAUUGCAAAGCCAGUCGAAAAUACGGAGCUUUGUUGAACGAUGUGAUGCAAGAAUUGAAGAAUCUGUUCGUAAAAGCAGGCGCGAUCUUUAAACUAUUCUUUGCCACUUUGAACGGCGUAAUCGUCUUCGACACGGAUGUGCAAUCGGAAACGGAGCUGUUGAUGAAAGUGAUUGAUGCGUACGGUAGCAUUGCUUCUAUCGCGAAUGGGAUGGAUACCAAGACGUUUGUUGAGUUAUCUGAGGCAUUCGCCAAACUGGCCAUCGUUAAUCAGAGCAAAAUCACUUCAAAUAAUAUCGCGACGCAUAUCAUUCGAAUGGCGAGGGAUGUGUCUUGUCUUUUAUCUGUCAUCAAGGAUCAGGAGAAUAAAAACGCGGAACGAAAUGUAAUGGUUGCUAUGCGUCUGCUGAGAAUCCUUGAGAAAUUAUCAUCUUACAAUGCAUCUCUCACACACGCGAUGAUGUCAGACUUGAUAGAAUUCCUGGCACAAAUGCAUGGAUUUUCAUGCUCAAGUUUAAUGAAAGAUGGUGAAAGAACAAUCUCAGUUAAUGCCGCAUCUUUUUUAAAUGUUAUUUUCAAUCACGAUGACUUCAAGCAGGCAUAUUUCGAAUAUGGAAGGCAAAUUCCUCGUGAUCAAUAUGUACAUUGUUUAAAUUAUCAUUUAUUGACGAUUGCUGUCAUGAAAAAAUUGAAUAGCAUACCGUAUGAACAUCACUGGUCUUUAGGCUCGGAUUCAAUUUUGGACGUCGCUUUCAUAUAUAUACAACAUUUCGAAGAAGAACUCUGUGUUGGAGACUUGCAAUUGCUAGGUAGUCAAGGGAUUGGCGAACGGCCACGUUUGGUUGGCAUUUAUGAGGCGACUCUGGUAGCCGUUUGCAAUUUGGUGUGUCAGAUUCCAUCGGAAGACUUUCACGCACUCGAAUUGCUUUUAUUAAAAUAUUUAUUGUCUGAUCAUUUUUGGAGUUCUCUAUUAAGUUCGGAUGUUUGGUGCUUUAUUGGCAGACUCGGCUCUUCACAGUUGUGUGUCGAUCACAUCAAAUAUCUGAUUAAAGUCUUUGUCGCUUUGAAAGAACGACGAAAUAGCGUAGAGGCAAUCAUGCUAAACAAUGUGAUUGUCAGAUUAUAUGAUCUGUUGAACGAAGACGUAAAAUUCACUCUGCUCAAUAAACUUAUUAAUCUGGAUACAGAUUGUACAGAUGCGUCUGUUCUUCAUUUAUUAAUAGCGAAAACUAAAGCUUUUUCGUUGGAACGAUCAAACCGUAAAUUCGAGAAUUUAUCAAAGGCUUUUUUAGAUUUACAAGAAUAUCCUUCUGCUCGUAAUUGGAAACAUCUUACGCAUAUCCUGUCCGAAAUGAUGACGGCGGAUUAUAACGAUAAUAAAGACGUUAUCGAUGUCCUGACUAAAAUAUGGAUUUUUGUAGCAGAGGCGAUUAUUAUGUGCGAGGAUAAACAACUAAAGUUACUGUCCGACUUCGUUGUCAUCCUGUUUGAUGCCACUCAUCUUAAAAGUCUUCAUGAUGAUAAUUUUUGUGCGAUUCUAACAUCCAUUGCGACUUUAUGCGUUCAUCUACCGUCUCAAGGCAAGAUUAAAGUUUGCCAUUUUCUACGACGAAAUGUCGAAAAUCUCAAUCGUUGCAAAAUCCAAAACAUCGUGACCACUUUGACAGGAUUGUUCAGUCGCUUAUUAGAAGAUGAGAACCCCUGGGUACGCCAAGAAGCUUUAGAGGCCUUUGAGUACGUAGGACAUAUAUGCCCAGAAGAGCUAGUCGCCGAAAUAGCGAAGGCUUUAGCGAAAAUACCUGUCAUUAGCAAUGUUAUGCAAGCCUACUUAUCCUCGAGGUCGUACUAUAUCUUCAAAGGCUUCUCAAAUGUGCAGGAAUAUCUUAGAUACUUGGCUAAAGCUAUCCGAACUCAUCAUGACAAGCACAUAUGUUAUGAGUAUAACGAAUCUGAGAGAGAAGAGAAGAUGCCGAAGCUGGAAAAAGAAAAUUCGUGCAAAAUCAUAGCGCCAAAAUUAACACAGCUGGACGAACAAGCAGAAGAAUUGUAUAAAGGAUUGACGAAAGUGUUAGAAGAUCAAGCUGUUAUCAGCGAGGCAAUGUGCAAGAGACUGAUAACCAUCCUCGAAAAAAUUCUUAGAGUUCAUGGAAACGAAAAUUCGCAGAACUGAUAGUUCAUUUUCGCUAUUUUGUGAUAUAAAGAUAGGGAAUCAUAAUAAUCUAUCACUGAUAAAGAUGAAGAUAGUUUAUCAAAAAUGACAGUAAUAACAUUGAAAAAAA